CCCGUCCCUACAGCAGAGCAGCGCAUCCAUCCUGCUGAGUGAGGAGCCGGGAGGAGCGUACUGAGAGAGAGAGAGAGAGAUACAGAGAGACAGAAAGGGAGAGAGAGAGAGAGAAGAUGGACGGAGUGGGAUCGUUCGGAGCGGGCCGGACCGGGUCCACUAUCGACCCGAUUAGCUUCGCCAAACAGCCGCAGACCAUCCUCAGAGUGCUGUCCUGGAUAUUUUCCCUGGUGGUCUUCGCCUCCAUCGUGAACGAGGGCUAUGUCAACAUGGGCAGCGAGCGUCUCCACUGCGUCUUCAAUAAGAACGCAGACGCCUGUAACUACGGCGUGUUCGUGGGCCUGGUGGGGCUGCUGGCCUGCUCCUUCUUCUUCUUGCUCGACUACAAGUUCGCCUCCAUCAGCUCCGUCAAGGACAGGAAGAAGGCCAUCAUGGUUGAGAUCGGAUUCUCAGGUUUCUGGGCCUUCCUGUACUUUGUAAGUUUCUGCUUCCUGGCCAAUCAGUGGUCUCAAACCACGGCUGACGAGCUGCCACUCAACCAGGGGGCGGACGCAGCCCGGGCGGCCAUCGCCUUCUCCUUCUUCUCCAUAAUCACCUGGGCCGGUCUCACAGUCCGUGCGGUCCAGAAGUAUCUGCUCGGCACAGACAUGACUCUGUUCACCACGGAGCACAUGGACGGCGGCGCCCCCACCCAGCCGUACCCCUCCAACUCACCGGUGGGCGAAACCACCGAGACCUCAGAGACCUACCAGAGCCCGCCGUUCACCGAGAACAACGCAGCGCCCACAUACCAGGUUCCCAUUUACUAGAUAAGGAAGACCUGAUGGAGGAAGAGUAGGUUCAGGGGUGAGGGAUACGAAGAAAGUGAUAUGAAAUCCGCUUUCUGUGAUGUUACACCUGCAGUUGUGUAUGUGUUUAUCUGGGCUGAGUUUUCAGUAAUUGUUGGAGAGAAAAAAAAUGGCCUUUCCUCCUUUGUUCCUUCUUCUUGCUCACUUUUCUUUCCUUAAACACAUUCCAGCUUUCUCUGAAGUCUUUUUCAAGUGUGUGUUAAACUUUGCAAAUCAGAGCAGAUGAGAUGAAAAUAAAUCAACAGGAGGGAAUGUAGAAGAGGAGGCCACUUCGCAGUAUCAAUCACUAUUUUGACAAAAAAUUAAGAGAUGAAGGGAUCAACAAGUGAGUGACUCCACCACAAAGCAGUAUUAGAUUAAAAAAAAUGUGCAGAAACACUCACAUAGCACCUUCAUCCAAAUCCUUUUUUUAGCUACAGUACGGUCUGGUCUUUCCUUCAUCUUUCCCUGUUAACAGAAACCCUGUGUGUUAAAUCUGCAUGUAUCUUAAAUUAGAAAUCAACUAAGUGCCAUACUGUACUGUGUGUCUCAGACAGUGACUUAAUUUAGUAGAUUUCCACAUGCUGUAAAAAAGAAAACACCGACGAUGUUUUGUGACUAAGUGCAAUAUCUCACAUCUUAUCUGUAGGUAGGUAUAUACUGUACUGUAGGUAGGCUAGUUACGUCAGAUUAGACCAAUGAUAGGCACUGUCUCCAAUUACAUACUGGUACUUGAAUUGUACAAAAACGGUAAAAAUCCCCCCAUAUAGACACACAAAAAGACCACAAAGAGAUUUAAAACAAAGACGACAUACAAAACAACUCCAAAGAUAUAUAAAAAACUACAAAGAGACACAAAAGAAACAUUAAAAGACUCAAAAAACAACCAUACAAAUAAACAAAAUGACUACAAAGAGUUGGAAAACUACCACAACGAGAUUUUAAAAGACGACAGAGACAUAAAACAACCAUAAAAAAAGAUAAAAAAUAAACAAAUGGACUACAAAAAGACACAAAACGAUCAUUAAAAUACCCAAACAACUACAAUAAAGUAAUAAAAAACAGCUACAAAUAGACCAUAGAAAAGACUAAAAACAACUACGAAGAUAUAGUAAAAGCUACAAAGACACACAAUGACUUUAAAGAGACACACAACUAUUAUUAAAAGACUACAAAGAGACAUUAAACAACCAUAAACUUAAAACAACUACAAAGACAUCCCAUGGUACCAGGGGCUGUGUGUGAUUUGAGACAGUGUCCUAUGUUGGGUGUUGUGUGUGUAUAAAUCGGGGCGAGUUGGGGGGAUUCUGGGUAAGUCAGGUCUGUUUAUGUUUACGUUUUAGAAGCUGCCAAACUGCCCUGUGUUAUUAUCGCUGUCUUCGGAUUACCACGUUACUACCAUGUCGUUAAUGUCUAUAGGAGUUUAUGUAAUCACAAAGCAGGAUGGGCUUUUAUGUUGGCGGGGUUCAGUCAGUGCAGUCUCAGGCUAAAAGAAAAAAGUGUGUGUGUGGGAGGUUAAGGAUCGCUAGCUGGCUAAUUUACUGAUCCUGCUAUCCUGCCAUUGAGGAAAGAGGGAGGGUCUGGAUUUGUUGCCAUGGUGACAGGGUUGGGUGGACGUUGGGCCCUGAUGUAGAUCGUAACCAUGCCAACCAUGUCGGUGUGUGUGUGUCUGUGUCGUGGUUCACUCGCCAAUCUGUAUCCUGGUGUGUGUGUGUGUGUGUGUGUGGCGUGCAUCCACGUGCAACAACAUGUGCACGUGUGUUAGCAUGCAUUAGAGUGUGGUGUGUGUGACAAAUGUGAGAGUGUGUGUAGUUAAUUCGAUUUUGUGGUGCGGAAAAAGUUAUUUUCUUGAACAUGUGUGUGUCAAAGUUUUAGUGCAGAGGAGGAAACCAUAAGUCUGUUACACACAUUUAAUCAUUUCCCCAAAAUAAAGGUAGUCCUUCUGCUAAAUAGAUAUAUUAUCAGUGUCACUGUCAAGGUGUGUGAAUUACAAAGUGUGUUUUUUUUUUUUUUUUAUGAAAAGAGCCAAAUAUAAACCGAUAUGAUGUAAUUGACCUGUAGAGCGCACAACUGGGGUUUGCAGAGUUAUAAUCAUGAUACUAAUGCAUGAAGUUGUUGUAUAGAUCUCAUUAUAUAUUGAAUACUAUGUAAUUCUUAGGUUGGUUUGCAAAAGUGAGAAUCGCCCGCCUUCAGUGCAGCUGGCAGGAUUCAUUUUUUGUGUUAAAAUAAUCACAGUUUAAUGUCAGAAUUGUGACCACACAGCUCUUUGUUUAUUCAGUGACGUUAUGUAAACCUCAUGAUGUCGUUGGUCACACGUUCCACUUUGUGUUCACGCAUCGCAAAGCUCCAGGGUGAAACUGUACUAGAAUACUGACUGAAACUCACAUUUCCUGCAGCCAUGAACCUAACUUAGUAGGGCAAAAAACGACUCAAAGUUCAGGCUCUGUUUUCGACAUGUAAUCCAAAUAAGUGUACACUCGUAGAAAAGGCUACUCUACACAAACGUGUGCCAACAAAGAACAGGCUCUGUAUUACAGAUUAAGCCCCAAAAAAUGUGUAUCUGAAUAAAAAGGGUUAUCAACUCUCGCAAAAUAAAUGAUAAUCAAACAUUAUGAAGUAACAAUGCAGAUUACAGAUGUGGUCCUAAGGAAAAUGGAUGAGGCAAAUAUGUGUUUGUUCUAGGUAAUAAGGAUUUAAUCAUUAGUAAUUAAGAUUGACCUGUGAGCAUGACCAGACUGUGUCAGCAAAACAUUUUCAAGUACAUGUUAUAAAAUGAGGGAUAACAAAUUAGUAUUAGGGUGCAAAUUAAAGUCUUAUUAUCCUUUUAUCUUCAACUUGUGUCAAUAUUAGAACCAAUUACUCCCUGAAGUUUUUAGAAGAACACCUAGUUAAGCGAGUACACGUUAUAAAUGAAAAGACAAAUUAAGAACACAUUAGUAUUUCCUUUUAUAUUGUUUAAGGAAAUGGUACAAAAUUGAAGUUUCCUACAAUGUGUGUCAACAUUACAACUCCUUUUUUAAACAGCUAUUAGCCUUGUUUGUUUUUUUCAAAUAUUAUACGCCCAAUAGCUGCUCAAACUUCAAAAUAAUGAAACUCUGACACAACAUUCAAGUUAUAAUCCUUCAAGCAUGAACAUAUAUGCUAAUAAACUAUGAAAAAAACGCUGGUACAGUUCUUUAAAUCUUCCGUAUAACCUGUUAACUGUGGUCAGGUGAGACUGGGGUAUUGAUGGUGGUUUCAGGUAACACCAUUACGUAGUUUGGGGUACAGUCAGGUCAGGAUGUGAUAUUCUUCUCAGUGCUUUAGUCUCUUCAGUCAGUCAGUGUGUUAGAUAAAAAAAUAACGGCAGCAUUCCUGUUUUGUGCUCUGGCCCAUGUACACUACCGUGGUAUUGGUUGAUUGUAAAAUUCAGUACGUUAUUGAAGUAAAUGGAACCUGUGUGUGAUGCUGUCUAGGGUAUGGUUUUUCCUGUACUACUAAAAAAAUCAAAAAACAAUAUUAAUGAUUAUUUAUGAACUAGAAGGCACUCUUUGUUGGAAAUACUUUGUUUGACCACUCUUGAAAGCGCCAAAAUCAGAGUUUUAAGUGCUGUCGUUUCUGUUGGACUGAGGUUUUAAAAGUUGAUGAUCUGUAGUAACGCGGGUGCCAUCAGUUGUGUGGUUUCCAGUAUAAUACAUUGCAUGGAUGUUACAAUAUCUCCCCCACAUUAUAUUGAUAAUACAAAUGUACCUCCCCCUCAUUGAUCAACAGAUAAGUAAACAUUGAUUUUUGUAGCGUGCUCCCCCUUUAACAUGUUACUUCUGAGUUGUUUCUUCCUGUUCUGAAGGUGUUUGACCUCUUCAGUGUAAAGCGCUGUGUACAGAUGUGUGUCACUGUCUAUUACCUGAAUGUCUCUGGACUGCAGUCUGACCGUCACUCGAAUAAAAAAGAAAACAUGUUUUGGACUGCC
This is a messenger RNA of Trematomus bernacchii (emerald rockcod), 4776 nucleotides long. It is a transcript of the gene syngr3a, whose product is annotated as synaptogyrin 3a. Gene Ontology annotation, cellular component: synaptic vesicle membrane; neuromuscular junction. Bases 117 to 809 code for a protein of 230 amino acids. NCBI's taxonomy places the organism in Eukaryota, Metazoa, Chordata, Actinopteri, Perciformes, Nototheniidae. The record is from RefSeq and is a predicted model, not a curated record. The transcript is spliced from 4 exons.